GGAAAAGGAGAGGAAGAGAAGAGGAGGAGCCAUGGGAUCUCUCCACCUCCUCCCUCUCCCUCUCCUCGCCCUUUUACUCUUCCUCUUCGUCUCCUCCACCUCCGUAGCGCGCUCGCCAUUGGAGCAGCAAGAGAACGAUAGGGUUCUCGAGCUCCCGGGGCAAUCCACCAACGUGAGUUUCGCCCAGUACGCGGGCUACGUCACCGUCCACGAGGGCCGUGGCCGAGCCCUCUUUUACUGGUUCUUCGAGGCUAUUGAGGACCCGGAUUCGAAGCCCCUCGUUCUUUGGCUCAAUGGAGGGCCCGGGUGUUCUUCAAUUGCUUAUGGAGUGGCAGAGGAAGUUGGGCCUUUUCAUGUCAAUGCAGAUGGGAAGGGUUUACAUAUCAAUCCUUAUUCUUGGAAUCAAGUUGCAAAUAUGUUAUUUCUUGAUUCCCCUGUUGGAGUUGGUUAUUCGUACUCGAACAAUUCGCAAGAUGUGUUGAGCAAUGGGGAUGCAAGGACUGCUAGGGAUUCCUUGGAGUUCCUGAAGAAGUGGUUCGACCGAUUUCCGCAGUACAAGGGACGAGACUUUUAUUUGACUGGAGAGAGCUAUGCAGGGCAUUAUGUUCCUCAGUUGGCUCAGGCCAUCGUGAUUUAUCAAAAGCUCACAGGAGACCUUUCAAUCAACCUGAAGGGAUACAUGGUUGGAAAUGCUCUGACAGAUGAUUUCCACGAUCACUAUGGCAUUUUCCAAUUUAUGUGGGCUGCAGGAAUGAUUUCAGAUCAAACAUACAGGAAGCUGAAUUUGUUCUGUGACUUUCAAUCGUUUGUGCAUACCUCUUCUGAAUGUGAGAAGGUUCUUGAAGCUGCUAAUGAAGAACUCGGAAAUAUCGAUCCUUACAGCAUUUUCACACCUACCUGUACUGCUAGUGUCACAUUCUCAAGGAAUAAAUUGAUAAAAAGAUUGCAUUCAGUUGGAAAAAUUGGAGAGAAGUAUGAUCCAUGCACCGAGAAGCACUCAACAGUUUAUUUCAACUUACCGGAGGUUCAAAAAGCACUUCAUGUUAAUCCAGCUGUUGCGCCAUCUAAUUGGGUAACCUGCAGCGAUGUUGUUAACGAAAAUUGGAAGGACUCUCCAAGAUCCGUGCUGCAUAUCUAUCAUGAACUUGUACGCCACGGCCUUCGCAUAUGGAUGUUCAGCGGAGAUACCGAUGCGGUGAUUCCGGUAACGUCGACCCGAUAUAAUGUUGAUUCACUCAAGCUUCCGACUGUAACUCCUUGGCAUGCGUGGUAUGAUGACGAUGGUCAGGUUGGUGGAUGGACACAAGCAUACAAGGGUCUCACAUUCGUGACGGUUCGGGGAGCUGGUCACGAGGUUCCGUUGCAUCGACCUAAACAGGCUCUCGUUCUCUUCAAGUCGUUCUUGUCGGGGAGCCCGAUGCCCUCACCGUCCCAGAUCGAUGACUCCUAAAAUUUCCUUUCGAAUUCAGCAUCCCAUUGCGAACAAUAAUAUAACACGGGGAUUGCAGUUCACCCCUCAGGGCGAAUAAAUACUUGGUUCUUGUUGUUGUGUUUCCGCAGAUCGUUGAAUAACAUCUGUACUGAUUCUAACAUUGUAGGGUUUUGAGUGUAUUCCUCGUCCCACGAAGCGCGAUAACUGCGGAAAAAAAAAACCAAGUUACUGUGCAUUCAUUAUCUCGCAACUAUGCUAUGUUAGAUGUGUUUUACUGAUUUGAGCUGUUGAAUUGGAUGAACUGCGAAUUCGGAUGAUUUAUUGUGUUGUAAACAAAUUUUAGUGUUGCCAAAUUUGAAAAUGUUGAUCUCUAUUAUGAUGCCAAA
Ananas comosus (pineapple) is the source of this 1818-nucleotide messenger RNA. Its product is annotated as serine carboxypeptidase II-2-like. Gene Ontology annotation, cellular component: vacuole. NCBI's taxonomy places the organism in Eukaryota, Viridiplantae, Streptophyta, Magnoliopsida, Poales, Bromeliaceae. Gene Ontology annotation, biological process: proteolysis. Gene Ontology annotation, molecular function: serine-type carboxypeptidase activity. The transcript has 10 exons. The record is from RefSeq and is a predicted model, not a curated record. The coding region runs from base 32 to 1450 and encodes 472 amino acids.